Messenger RNA from Odontomachus brunneus, 2504 nucleotides. It is a transcript of the gene magu, whose product is annotated as SPARC-related modular calcium-binding protein 1. Gene Ontology annotation, molecular function: heparin binding; extracellular matrix binding; protein binding. Lineage: Eukaryota; Metazoa; Arthropoda; Insecta; Hymenoptera; Formicidae. Bases 417 to 2093 code for a protein of 558 amino acids. Gene Ontology annotation, cellular component: basement membrane. The record is from RefSeq and is a predicted model, not a curated record. Gene Ontology annotation, biological process: extracellular matrix organization. The transcript is spliced from 10 exons.
CAUUCGCCACGGUUGGUCGCGGUCGCCGGACGCACUCGGUGGUGUAACGCUGCUCUCUCGAAAGGGAUUCGCGCGCACGGACGACGGACUCCUAUCUCGCAGGCUCCUUUAGCUCUCUCGGUCGGCGACGCGCAUUCUCGACCGUCCGCGAAACUGCCCGUGGCUGGUAGUCGUAAUCGUAGAGCCGAGAGAGCGGUCCCACCGGGACUCACGCUGUCAAAUGAGGUAAGCGGGGAAACAUGCUGCGCCGCGUCGGGAACGCAGCAGCGGGAACGAGUGGGUGCAUGUGAAUACACGGAGUGUGCUCGUGCGUGUGUGCGUUUUAUUCGUUUCUUCCUUACCUCCGUGGACUCCAACGACUUCGAUCCCUUUUGUCAUUGUCCGAAAACGUGAGGUGCCGACGAGAACACGAGACAAUGAUGCUGCCGACGAUACGCGUCGUAGUGUUCCUGUUGCUCAUCGUCGCCAAUCUCCACGCCGUGACCAGCACCGCCAAAACGGCUAAGGAGGAGUGUAGGAAGAGGAUAGCCGAGUGCAUGAUGAGCGGCGGUGGAAACAUGCCGGUGUGCGGAAGUGACCAAGUCACAUAUCCUAAUCAAUGUCAAGUUAUCUCUAUGCAGUGCCAAGGCGAGUCCAUCCUUAUCAGACAUACUGGACGUUGUCCAAAUACAUCGGCGUGCGAGUCGGCGAGGAUGACCGCACGAGCGGGCACGAAGCCCACUUGUCGGAAGGACGGUACGUACGCGCCGGUCCAAUGUCACACGGAAACCGGGUAUUGCUGGUGCGUGACGCCGCAAGGUCGGCCGUUGCCCGACACGUCGGUAAGACACGAAAGACCACGAUGUUUGAGACCCGGCUCCAGAUCUGCUGCUUCCACUAGGAGCGGCCAGACACGGCGCUCGCCGAAUUGGAAACAGCGCAGGCAGUAUGACAGCAACCGGCACCGGAAUACCUGCGAUCGCAACGAGAAGUCCAAGUUCAACGCGAACCUCAUCGAGAACUUCAAGAUCGAGUACAGGCGGACGAAUAUCUCCGCUGAUGGCGACAAGGAGGUCGAGCGAGUGCUGUCGUGGAAAUUCGCCACUCUGGAUAAGGACGGGGACGGCUACUUGAACAGAGCGGAGUACAAGGAGCUUAGAAGACUUGCUAAGAAGGCGGUGAGACCGAAGAAGUGCGCACGCACGUUCGCCCGCACGUGCGACCUAAAUCGAGAUUUAAAGCUAUCCAAGCAGGAAUGGGGUGCUUGCCUCGUGAAUGAUUUCACUCUACAUUUGUUCUUGUCGCUGAACCCCGCAGACGAGCGCCCCGAGGUCCCUGAGGCCCAAAGGACACGGGCCACGGACCAAGUAUUUUUCGCAGUUUUGAAAAGUAGCCCUGCACCUAUUCAUACGAAACCGACGUUUACCGACGAGCUUACUGAUACUAAGGAGGAAAAUGAUGCGGUUGACUGUACGGCGGAUAGGAAAGCGGCGUUGGAAGAUCAAAUACAAUCGGAAAAGAAGUUUUACGUACCUCAAUGCACACCCGAUGGAAGAUAUCUCCGAAUACAAUGUUACUCAGGUUAUUGCUGGUGCGUAUAUCAAGAUACGGGCAAACCUAUACCUGGAACAUCCGGGAAGGAUACCGCGCCAAAUUGCAAUCCAGUCCCGACUCCCAGCAGACCUAUGAAAGGAUGUCCAGAGUUAAAGAAACAACUAUUUCUCCGAGACCUAAUGGAGCUCAUGCAAACAAAGAUGAAAGCAUCGAGCACUGAUUCCGAUGAGACUACCGAUAACUGGCCAGCUUCUAAGGAGGAGAGGAUAGCUACAUGGCAUUUCGUGAUGCUUGAUAAGAAUAAGAACAAGGUCUUAGAAAGAAAAGAAUGGAAAAGUUUUCGUGUGAUGGUGGCAAACAACAAGCAGCUUCGGAGAUGUGGCAAGAAGUUGCCAAGAUACUGCGAUAUCAACAACGAUAGAAGGAUCAGCAUGACAGAGUGGCUUAGCUGUCUCAAUGCACAACGUCCAACAAUUGACAGUACGGAGAAAGCAUCGACGAAUAAACCGAAAAGGAUGGGCCCGAAUCCACUAGACAAGUUUCUUAAUGAUGAUGAUUAGCAGCAUAAUGUGAUAAUAAAGUGUGUGUUCGUGAUUUUGUAAAGGGACGAUCAUUCUUUUUGCUAUUGAACUCUAAAUCAGUUGCCGCUGAAGACUCUGGUUUGUAUGUAUUUUGUAAUCGUUAAUGUGAGUAUAGCUGAUGUGUCAUAUAGUGAAAUAACAUAACGAGACGAAUUUGGUCACAUGACCAAAAAAUUUAUAUUACGGAUAUUGCGAGCUCGAUGUAAGCAUAGCCUUUUAUGAUUCUAUUAAUUGUUAUAGUGAAUGCACAGGUUAAUCUGUGUGCACAUCAGCGUACUUCAGUACCGAAUAUCAGUGAAGUAAUUGAUAUCAAGCCUUUAAAAUAGCUGAAAAAUGUAUCUAUAAUAUUAUAAGUAUUCGGCUGACGAAUAUAUUGCAACAAUGCAUAAA